Molecule: messenger RNA, 2127 nt
Organism: Serinus canaria (Common canary)
Lineage: Eukaryota; Metazoa; Chordata; Aves; Passeriformes; Fringillidae
Gene: RNF126
Product: ring finger protein 126
Exons: 9
Coding region: 98-1042 (314 amino acids)
Biological process (GO): protein ubiquitination
Cellular component (GO): cytoplasm
Molecular function (GO): ubiquitin protein ligase activity
Source: RefSeq, a predicted model, not a curated record
ACCCCUCCGCGUUUCCGCCACGCGCUGUCCCCUGUCCCCCCUCGGCCGCCGUCGGCGCCGCGGCGCGCGCGGGGGGCGGGGCCGGCGGGUAGGGAAGAUGGCGGAGGCGUCGCCGCAGCCGGGCCGGUUCUUCUGCCACUGCUGCUCGGCCGAGAUCGCCCCGCGCCUGCCCGACUACAUCUGCCCACGGUGUGAGUCUGGUUUUAUUGAAGAGCUUCCUGAGGAGCCAAGGAAUGCUGACAAUGAGACCAGCUCCUCCACGUCAGCCACUGAUCAGAGCAGGCAUCCUUUUGAGAACGUGGAUCAGCCCUUGUUCACCUUGCCCCCGGGCUAUGGCCAGUUUGCUUUCGGGUUCUUUGACGACAGCUUUGAGUUUCCCUUCGGGUCCAACGUGCAGCAGCCGGAAGACAACCGGGACUCGGAGAACCGGCGGGAGCGUGAGCACCAGUCCCGGCACCGCUACGGCGCCAGGCAGCCCCGCGCCCGCCUGGCCACGCGCCGAGCCUCGGGCAGGCACGAGGGUGUCCCCACGCUGGAAGGAAUUAUCCAGCAGCUGGUCAAUGGAAUUAUUGCACCGACCACAAUUCCAAAUCUAGGCCUGGGCCCUUGGGGAGUCCUGCACUCAAAUCCGAUGGACUACGCCUGGGGUGCCAACGGCCUGGAUGCGAUUAUCACACAGUUACUGAAUCAGUUUGAAAACACUGGACCGCCGCCAGCGGACAAAGAGAAGAUCCAGGCCCUCCCCACCAUACAGAUCACACAGGAGCACGUAGAUUCCGGGUUGGAGUGCCCUGUGUGUAAGGAAGACUACACAGUCGGGGAGAACGUGCGGCAGUUACCGUGCAAUCACCUGUUCCACGACGGCUGCAUCGUCCCGUGGCUGGAGCAGCAUGACACGUGUCCCGUCUGCCGGAAAAGUUUAAGUGGACAAAACACUGCCACAAACCCCCCAGGACUCACAGGGAUGAACUUCUCGUCAUCCUCCUCCUCCUCCUCUUCCUCCAGCUCACCAAGUAAUGAAAACUCAUCGAACAACUCAUGAAUCUUAAUGCACCCUCUGUCCCCGGGGCCCUUCCACUGUUCCCCUUCCCUCCCUGGCCACCACGAGCAGCCAAAGGGGCUUCCAGAGCAGAGCGAGGGGAGGGGACGAGGCAGGAGCAGUGCCCCCAGAAUUUCCUUUUGAUUUCUGAAGACACGGAGCCUCUGGGUCCUUCAGAGAUGAGAAGCCUCAAGUUCUGUGAUGAAAAAGGGGGGAAAGAGCUCUGUCUGUCAAUAAAAACAUCCUCUUUGCGUGGACUUUACCCAUUGCAGUGCGAGGCUGCUGCGCUCCCCGGCUGGGAACCCCGAGGUGCUGAGCGAGUGGUUGAAUCCCGAAUGGAAAGGUUGUUUGUAUGGGUUUGAAUUUGAGAUCCCUUUCUUUUAUUUCUUUUGCUCCUCCUCCCCUUGGAUACUAUCUUUUCUGCUUUUGGAGAUUGACGUCUAAAAUGGAAGUAUAAGGAUGCUGCCUCCCCCCAGGAUCACCAUCUGGGGAGGACCAAUAGCUGUCACUGAAACAGGAACUCUCAAGUAGACCCUGGGAUCCUUCCCUGUCCCAUCUCGAGUCCCUUUUAUUUCUCUUUAUAACCUCGCCCGCUGAUACUCAACACUGAAAGGGGUUUUUAUAAUCUUAAAUUAUUACUGUUGUCAAUAAAUGGACAUUUCAGCUCUGCGAGCCAUUAUGCAUGAUUUGAGGAAAGCUACAGGGUAAGCUCUGAGGCCACCAAGCUGUCCUGCCUUCCCCGGGCAGGCUGGGCCUCUCUGAGCCCUCCUGCGUGCUGGGAGUUCCGGUGGGAGCCACUGCCAGCCUGUGGAUCACUGCACAGGUAGCCAAGGAUCGCAGCUGGAAUCAUCCUCGCCUGGUGUUUUCUAUUUUUUACACCUUCUUCCCCCUUACAAUCCUGCCCCCCUCACAGCUGGGGCAGGCUGUUCUGCUGGGCCGACACAGGACUGGGUGUGCAGCAGAACAAGGACCAGCAAAUCUCAUUGUGACCGAGUAAUUACCAGGAAAACAACAUUUUGGAGAAAAAAAAAUGUAUUGCAAAGCUACUUAAAAUAGAGCUGAUUAAAACAAGGAGAGAGAGAAAAAUA